AUAAUGUGUGUAAAAUUAAGUGCUGUACUGUUUCAGACAGUGUUAUUGUUAAUUAUAAAUGUAAGCAACAUUUCAGAAGCUCAACAUCAUCGAUAUCCCAGAUAUUUUGCACAAAGGAACCACCGUGCUCUGCAGGUUCCGUCCCAGUUCAAGGACACAGUGUCCCUAAAAGUGUAUUACGAGAGCCAUUGCCCCGGCAGCGUGAAGUUCUUCAAGGAGCAACUGGCUCCGUCGCUGGAGCGGCUGGGGCGCCAUCUGGAGGUCCUUAUGAUACCGUAUGGACAUGCAAAGACUUAUUACGAAAACGGGCGCUACACGUUCGAAUGCCAGCACGGCGAUGUGGAGUGCUACGGGAACAUGCUGCACGCCUGUGCCAUAGACGUCGCACGGAACAACACCAAAGCCGCGCUGUUCAACGCCUGCAUCAUGGAGCGGACGAACGAUUACAACACGCUCAACUACCUCGUCAACUCGUGUGGCCACCAAUACAAUAUUUCUGCAUACGCUAUAUGGGAAACUAUGAACACUGGCAGAGGCGCAAUGCUCCUAAAGGGCUACGGGGACGAGACGCAUGCCCUACGACCUCGCUACGUGCCCUACGUGGUGCUCGACGGCGCCGUCGCGGACUCCGUCACGACCAACCAUCUCGGAUACUUCGCUUGUCGACUGCUCAACCCAAGACUGAGUGCUUGUGAUACUGGGUUAUAGU
This is a messenger RNA of Cydia amplana, 709 nucleotides long. Its product is annotated as gamma-interferon-inducible lysosomal thiol reductase-like. NCBI's taxonomy places the organism in Eukaryota, Metazoa, Arthropoda, Insecta, Lepidoptera, Tortricidae. The coding region runs from base 4 to 708 and encodes 234 amino acids. The transcript is spliced from 5 exons. Gene Ontology annotation, molecular function: oxidoreductase activity, acting on a sulfur group of donors, disulfide as acceptor. The record is from RefSeq and is a predicted model, not a curated record.